ACCCAGAAAUCCAGCCGCCAUAGAAGACCUCCUUGACCAAGAUCCCUCUUCUUUCCUAUCCAUCGCCAUCACCAUGAUUGAAACUGGCGCCAAGGCUUCUCGUUCACUGUAAUGGGCGCGCCAUUUCUAUUCUUCUUCCUCUUCCUUCUUCGCGCCGCCUCUGCUUCAAACGAUACCGUGACCCCAACCCAACCGCUCAAAGACGGCGGCGUUUUGGUCUCCCCUACCGGCAAAUUCGCUCUCGGCUUCUUCUCCCCCGGCCGUUCCGCCAACAGAUACCUCGGCAUUUGGUUCCACCAAGUCCCACAGCAAACCGUCGUCUGGGUCGCCAAUCGGGACAACCCCAUCGCCGCCGGCGAUUCCGGAAUUCUCUCAAUCGACUCCACCGGCAACCUCGUCCUCCACGAACGGAGGGAUGGAACGAAAUUUCCCAUUUGGUCAACCAAUGUUUCAGCAAAGUUGGGUUCUUCUUCCUCUCGCUUCGCCCAGCUAUUGGAUUCGGGGAAUUGGGUUUUGUUCAGCGAAAAUUCGACGGUGGCUCUGUGGCAGAGCGUUGAUUACCCGACUAACACAUUGCUACCGGGUGCGAAGCUCGGGCUGGACCGGAAAUCGGGUCUGGACCGGUUCUUAAGCUCGUGGAGAUCCGAGGACGACCCAGGAACAGGGGAUUUCUCGUUUCGGGUCAACCCGAGGGGUUCCCCUCAAGUCUUCCACUAUCGAGGAGAAACCCCUUACACUAGAAGCUUUCCUUGGCCAUGGGGCACCUACGCAGACAUUUUUGACGUCUCCUUCAUAAACAACGAAGACGAAGUUUAUUUCACCAUCACUGUGACCGAGGAUUCUCUUCUCUUCUGGGAAGUCUUGGAUUCGAGUGGAAUUCUGCGGGAGAAAAUCUGGCGAACGGGUUAUGACGACUGGAAGGAGUACUGGGCGACGCCGACUCAGAAAUGCGAUUCCUACGGACGCUGCGGCGCGAACGGUUUGUGCGAUCCGAGCAAUUUCAACACUUUUGAGUGCUCUUGCUUGCCUGGUUAUGAACCAAAGUCGCCGACAAGCUGGAGAUUGUUCGACGGGUCUGGUGGGUGCGUUAGAAAAUCAUCGGAAUCGGAAACGCCUGAUGGAUUUUGUGGGGUGGGAGAAGGGUUCGUGAGAGUGCAGAAGGUGAAGGUUCCUGAUAGCACAAGAGCUGUUUGGGUUGGGAAGAAGAGCGGCAGCGAGUUGAGUUGCGAAGAUGAGUGCAGGAAGAACUGUUCGUGUUCUGCGUAUGCUGAAAUGGAAAGUGCUGGUGGGAAUGUGAAAGGUUGCUUGUUAUGGUUUGGAGAGUUGGUGGAUACUGUGUAUUUCCCUGUAACGUUCCAGGAUUUGUAUGUCAGAGUUGAUGCAGCUGAAUUUGCUAAUUAUCAGGGUGGAUCGAAUGACUCUUUUGAGUUGAAGCUGAAGUUGAGCAUUCUUCUGCCAUCUAUUGGUUCAGUAUUGCUUGUUGUGAUCGUGCUUGGCUUCUGUUGGCUCAGGAGGUGGCGAAACAGGACAGCGAAGAAGAGAAGGAUCAGAGAUUUGUUCCAUCCAAAUCAUGGUUCAAACCACUUCACGGAUUCUGUUGUUACAGAGGAAAUGGAGGGAGGUUCAGUAUAUCCCGAGCUGCCAUUUUUCAGCCUCAAUGCCAUAAGGGCUGCUACUGACAAUUUUUCUCCAGCUAACAAGCUUGGAAGAGGAGGUUUUGGCUCCGUUUACAAGGGGAGACUCCCCAAUGGACAAGAGGUUGCAGUGAAAAGGCUGAGUGAAAAUUCCAGGCAAGGGUUGGAGCAGUUUAGGAAUGAAGUACUGUUGAUUGCAAAGCUCCAACACCGGAAUCUUGUGAAGCUCUAUGGAUGCUGCAUCGAAGAAGAGGAACAAAUGCUGAUUUAUGAGUAUUUGCCCAACAGAAGUCUGGACCUCUUUCUUUUUGAUCGAAAAGGAGGAACGUUGUUAGAUUGGAUGAGACGUUUCAAUAUCAUAGUCAGGAUUGCACGUGGCAUCCUGUAUCUUCAUCAGGAUUCAAGGUUCAGAAUUAUCCAUCGAGACUUGAAAACCAGCAAUAUUCUCCUAGAUGCAGAGCUGAACCCCAAGAUCUCAGAUUUCGGCAUGGCUAUGAUACUGGAGGCUAACCAAGUUCAAUGGCAGACAACCAGCAUUGGGGGGACUUAUGGUUACAUGUCACCAGAGUAUGCAGUGUUUGGGAAAUUCUCAGAAAAGUCCGAUGUCUUCAGUUUUGGUGUCAUAUUGCUUGAAAUGAUAACCGGCGAGAAGAUCAGUAGAAUCUAUCAAGAUGAAGAAAACUCCAACCUGAUAACCCAUGUGUGGAUGAAGUGGAAGGAAGACAGGGCGCUGGAGAUUGUGGAUCCAUCGAUGGAGGAGGGAUCCUACGACACUCAGGAGGUGUUGAGAUGCAUCCAGAUUGGGCUGUUGUGCGUGGAGGAAAAUGUGGAAGACCGACCCAAUAUGCUGACGACGGUUCUUAUGCUGAGCAGUGCGAUGCCUCUUCCUCUUCCUAAACAACCCUCAUUUGCCAGCACUGGCUGCAGCAUCAUACCUAAAGUAACUGGAGGAUCAUGCUCGCUAAACGAUGUGACUCUAACCGGGCUUGUGACACGCUGACAAUGAUACUACGAGAGACUGAACAAGGGAAUCUCGCCAGGUACGCGUGGGUGGGUUACAUGCUGUCUCUUACAGUGUGCUUUGGUUGCCAUAGUAUGAAAGGAAUGAUGUUUGCGCGUCUUUGGUGCGAUAGGUGAGCCAGCUAAUGAGGAUAGACUAGACGUUGAUUUUGUUCAGAAUUGUACUUUCUAUCUUAGGCAAUGAAGGGCUAGAUGCUGAGAUGCUGUCAUGCCGACCUUCCUCGUCUUCACACUAUCAUGCACAUGCAAGAAAGUUUAUAGAAGAAUGUAUAUAUAUAUAUAUAUAU
This is a messenger RNA of Linum tenue, 2941 nucleotides long. Lineage: Eukaryota; Viridiplantae; Streptophyta; Magnoliopsida; Malpighiales; Linaceae. The record is from the annotation of a GenBank genome assembly.